CAGCGCAUUCCAACCGGAGAGACAUUGAUCGAGGCUUUAAAAUUUUGAGAAGAUUUCAAGCCGAAAUACACGCUUAAUCCAAUUUGUAACGGUGCUGCCGAGGAGCAAUGUCUUACUACGAUCGUGAUCGUUAUUCAAGGUCUGACCGAGACCGUGAUAGCUACAGAGAUCGAGACCGAGGAAGAAGGGAUGACGACAGAGCACCCUUGGACUGUAAAGUCUAUGUAGGAGAUCUGCCCAGAAAUUGUACCGAGCGAGAUAUCGAGGACGAAUUUGGUACAUGCGGUCGCCUGAAGAAUGUCUGGGUCGCAAGAAAUCCAUCUGGGUUUGCGUUCGUUGAGUAUGAGGACCCGAGGGAUGCAGAAGAUGCUGUGAGACGGUUAGAUGGAGUCUCGAUGAAAGGCAAUAGGAUUCGUGUUGAGCACUCGACUGGUAAAGUUAGACCAAAGCCUUGGAUGAGGCGGGGGCCACCAAGAUCAAGAAAACCAUUCCACCCCGAUGAUAAGUGCUUUGAAUGCCACGGUCGUGGACACUAUGCUUACGAUUGUCCAAAUGCUGGAAGGAGAUCAAGGUAUUCCAGGUCACGUUCCAGGUCAUCAUCUCGAGGUGGAGGACGCAGCAGGCGUAGGUACUCGAGGAGCCGCAGCAGGUCCAGGAGUAGGAGUUAUAGUAGAUCGCGAUCUAGGUCGAAUGACCGCCACUCUAAGAGGAGGUCUCGUUCCAGGUCACGCAGUCACCACAGCAGGAAAUCACGAUCUCCGAGUCGGCACAGUAGUCCGGGCAAAGAUGACGACAGGAAAAAUGGAGACCAUUAGGAAAUCAUCCUGACGUGCACCCAGAAUAUCACUUGCUUAAGACUUUGCAUUUUACAUCCAAAUGGACUAUGAUCUUAUUACUUACACGAUAUUUAGCAACGUUGUCUGGCGUGGCUGUUAGAAAUUUGCCCAUUACUCCUUCAAACAUAAUAUGACUAUCAGAAGCAUACAUGUGUAUUGGUGUUGAUAAUGGAGUGGAUAUUAAUGCUUACUGGUGUUUUAGAUAAUGAUGUGUUAACUCCAGCAAUUGAACAAACAAAUUUUCUGUUGUGCAUUUUGUAUUUGAUGUGAAUGGAAGUCCAAAACCUUUUUAUUUGUUUUUAUGUGCAUGAGGUGAGAAGUUGAUUCUUGUAUUGAGAGAUUAUGAAAGAAUGCUCUUCAGUGUUUUAUUUAUAUUGAUUUUCAUGACCGAGAAGAGUGACCACAGAUAUAAGCUACUUGUUAGAUAUUCUAUUGAAAAUAAAGUGCAUAAAGACAAGCAGCACCUUGCACUAUUGAAGGUUGUAUAGGUUUGGUUCAAAUAUUUUAAAACAAUAAUCGGAAUUUUCCUGUACAUAUUUGAAAACACGUCUCAGAAAUUCUGCUUCACGAUAGGAGCUCCUUCAUACUUCCUCACCUCGCUCAGUAAAAACACUUAGUAACUUUAUGUACUGUAACUUGUGGUAUGUGUAGUUGUGCGUUAUGGGAAUCAUUUGUAAAAGAAAAUAAAGUUUUUAUCAAAUUGC
Lineus longissimus is the source of this 1540-nucleotide messenger RNA. RefSeq names its product serine/arginine-rich splicing factor 3-like. The record is from RefSeq and is a predicted model, not a curated record. The transcript has 6 exons. Gene Ontology annotation, cellular component: spliceosomal complex. Gene Ontology annotation, molecular function: zinc ion binding; RNA binding. Gene Ontology annotation, biological process: positive regulation of mRNA splicing, via spliceosome. The coding region runs from base 108 to 815 and encodes 235 amino acids. NCBI's taxonomy places the organism in Eukaryota, Metazoa, Nemertea, Pilidiophora, Heteronemertea, Lineidae.